AAUCGGUCACAAGUGGUGUUGGCGAUCUCUUGCUAAAAAGUGCUUCUGUUUUAUUAAGUUUUACCCAGCUGUUACUGUUUAAAAAUGAAAACAAAAUCGUUCAACAAUAACACCACCAGCUGCCCCAUUACGUGGAUUGGCAAGCAGUAUGAUCCGGAGAUCACCACAGUCAAACAUCGCAGUGCCAUAUUCUACUCGAAAUGUAUUUUCGGUGCGAUGACUUUGGAGGUGGGAAACUGUGUACUUGUGUCCAAUAUAGAUUCGGCCGAACCGGACUCGGUCGAUGGCUGCGACGUGGCCCGAAUUGUACAUAUGUAUGAAGUCUUCAAUGUACCGUGCACCAAAAUGGAUCCUUGUCGUGCGAUCGUGCAGUGGUAUUCAAGACCCAACGGAUUACCUAAAACAAUCACCGGGGAUGAAAAUUAUUCCUUUGAUCCACGGGAAGUGGUUGAAGACUCCCGUUUUAACCCGGACAUAUCGAUCGAGACCAUCUUCAGUGCCUGCCGGUUGGAGAAAGUAUCGGUACAGGCAAACUUGGCCGAGAUUUUGUCAACAUCUACUGCCCGUUGUCCGGUGUUUUUCGUGCGCUAUAAAUUGGAGAAAUCGUCAGCCAGGAAAUGGCACCUUGAACCGUUGAUUCCUAGCUUUGAGUCUAGGACACCGAGCAGGAGAAAGACAAUGCUGGACAAAUCGAACCAACCGAUGGUCCUCGGGACCCCAAGAACUCCUAAGUUGAAACUCACUCGUACGAAGUCGGUGGAAAACAUUGUAAUGCUUAGUGAGAAUCAUAGGGAAAAAAUUCUCGAAGAUCGUUGGGCUGUAAAAUUGAUCGACGUCAAGAGCAGCAACAUUGACCUCAUUACCAACGCACUCAGCGAGGUCGAUAUCAGUGACGACGAACAAAAUGUGUCGCCAAGGAAACAAUCGAAGAUGCACAGAGAAAAGAGAAGCUCUAUGAAUUUUAAACGAAAUCUUGACGCAAGCUUUCAUGUGACCGAUGAUGGAACCGAUGACGAUUGCUUGAAUUAUUCCAUCAUAAAUGAUAAUGCAAGCAACACUUCAAACAUGAAGAUAAAAUUACGUUUAUCGGAAAACCAAAAAAAUCCUGAAACUCCCAGGUCACUGAGGAAAAGAGUUACUUCCGGUUCGAUGCCAGUCGAACACGUUUCUCCUCCGAAGUGUCGUAAAUCGUUGCUUCUAUCGGAAGUCGAACCAGUUGGCACUCCAUCCGCAAGCACUCGUCGCAAGAGUAUCCUUAAGACACCCAGCACCAACACCAAGUGCCAGGAGAGUGUAGCAACACCGAAGAGGAACAUUCAACUGUCGAACAUCGUUGAAGAAUGUGGGAAUGGACGGCGUGUGUCGCGGGUGCUUGAACUGACGCCGAAAAAAGCGCAACCGGAACGUGCUGCAGACGACGAACAGUUUACUCCCAAACGUCGAGGUCGGUCCUCGUCGAUUGGCCGGGAGCAACCGAUGGUGUUGGUAGACGAGGAACCGAAAACGCCCAAACGUCGGGGACGUCCUUCUUCGGUUGGCCCUAGCCUAUCGUCCGGAAAGGAUAAAGGGACACCUAAAAGCGCCAGCAAAAUGAAAUUAAUUAGGUCCGGAGCCAUCAAGCCAAAUAUUCACUCGCGCGAUGCGCCGGUUGAGGACGGCGCAAACGAUCUAGCAAUUGCACGUGAGCGGCUGCACGUUUCCGCCAUUCCGACCAGCCUUCCGUGCCGGGAGAAAGAGUUUGAUGAAAUAUACAACUUUCUAGAGAGCAAAAUCUACGACGGAUGCGGUGGGUGUAUGUACGUUUCGGGCGUGCCCGGUACGGGCAAAACGGCAACAACCACGGCAGUCAUUCGGUCGUUACAACAACUUUCGGACGACGAAGAAAUACCCAAGUUUGACUUUAUCGAAAUCAACGGAAUGCGGUUGACGGAGCCACGACAAGCGUACGUGCACAUCUAUCGCCAGUUGACGGGGAAAACACUUGCCUGGGAGCAGGCGUACAAUUUGCUGGACAAGCGGUUCACCACAAAGGCACCCCGGCGCGUAACGACGGUGCUGCUCGUCGACGAACUCGACAUUCUGUGCAACCGUCGGCAGGACGUCGUGUACAAUCUGCUCAACUGGCCUACUUUGUCCACCGCGCAGCUGAUCGUAGUAACCAUCGCCAACACGAUGGAUCUGCCCGAGCGGUUGCUGAUGGGAAAGAUCGCGUCCCGCCUCGGUCUGACCCGGCUAACGUUUCAACCAUACAACUUCAAGCAACUGCAAGAGAUUGUGAUGGCCCGGUUGACCGGUACAAGCGCUUUUAACAGUGACGCCGUGCAGCUGGUCGCCCGUAAGGUUGCAGCUGUUUCGGGUGAUGCAAGACGCGCACUUGAUAUCUGCCGUCGGGCUACGGAGCUGGCCGAUGAUCAGUCGCAGAAGACCAACCAAGAGGUAACGGUUUCGAUGGUGCACGUUCAGCAGGCGCUGGCUGAGAUGAUCGCCAGUGCAAAGGUUCAAACGAUUCGAUCCUGCUCGCUUAUGGAGCAACUAUUCCUGCAAGCAGUUACGGCCGAGGUCACUCGUACUGGUAUCGAGGAAUGUAACUUUCUUGGCGUUUAUGCACAGUUCGAAGCACUCGCUGCAUUUUCUGGCAUCACCGUGCCCAAUCCGGGGCGUGCGAUGGCUAUCUGCGCACGGCUCGGUGCUUCCCGUUUGUUAAUUUGUGAGACUGGCAGAAACGAUAUUUACCAGAAAAUUCUCCUCAACGUCAGUACGGACGAUGUCCACUAUGCGCUUCAGGCCAGCAAACUGCUGUAAACAUAACUUGUUUUUUUAACUACACCUAGACGAAGAUGGUUUUAAUUUUGUGUGAGUUUAAUAAGUUUCGCAAAAGACUGUAGAUUCUAUGUUAGGAUUAAGAAGAACAAAUCUAUUGACACAACUUUAAUUUUAAAUUCUUGCUUUAUCGCGCAUUAUAAACUUUAUUUAAUCUUAUCGUCCACAUUAGUUGGUACCAUUUGUCUUCAGUAAACACAUGACUAGAAUGAUUUUUAUCAGAACCAACCACACGUGGAAAUAUUCGUACAUUAACUUUGGUGAGAAUACGGUCCACACGAAUAUGUGAUCUCGCAACACUGUCGCCACUAUGAUAAAGAAGCUUACGGGUAACAUCGUCAGAGAGUUGGUCAGCGAUAGAAUCCGACGUCGGGAGCUCAACCCGUCCGAUUCCACUCGGGGCAUUUGGCUAUGAUGAUAAUAAAGAAAAAAAGAAACUGUUUUAGAAUACACUUGAAAAGAUUUGUUUAUGCCACACUUACUUUUCACUGUACUUCGCAUUGAACAGAUGAUGAAUUAACAUAAGAAAACUGAGGAUAGGUCCGCUGUACGUGUGCAGGGUUAGGAAGAUUCCGACACGAACAAUAUCGAAAUGGUUCAGACCCACGUACCCGGCGUUGAGAUCGAUUGUGGCCAAACUGUUUGAAUUGCCCUGGAAAAAGAUGCGAAGCGUUUUUUUUUUUAAUCUCUAUAAAACAAAAUAAAAAGUAGCGUAAGUUUGUCGCAUUACCUGAUAAAAAUAAAAUGCUUUACCCAACCAA
Anopheles coustani is the source of this 3581-nucleotide messenger RNA. It is a transcript of the gene Orc1, whose product is annotated as origin recognition complex subunit 1. Bases 85 to 2802 code for a protein of 905 amino acids. The record is from RefSeq and is a predicted model, not a curated record. Gene Ontology annotation, molecular function: ATP binding; DNA replication origin binding; ATP hydrolysis activity. Gene Ontology annotation, cellular component: nuclear origin of replication recognition complex. The transcript is spliced from 3 exons. Gene Ontology annotation, biological process: DNA replication initiation; mitotic DNA replication checkpoint signaling. Lineage: Eukaryota; Metazoa; Arthropoda; Insecta; Diptera; Culicidae.